Messenger RNA from Bombyx mandarina (wild silkworm), 2323 nucleotides. RefSeq names its product DEAH-box helicase 15 (gene Dhx15). The record is from RefSeq and is a predicted model, not a curated record. Lineage: Eukaryota; Metazoa; Arthropoda; Insecta; Lepidoptera; Bombycidae.
CGGCGUGUCGCCAUUUUGUUGGCUUUGUUAAAAUACUGAAAAAAUCAGUAGAGCCCAACUAUUAAUUGAAAUACGUGUUUUAUGAUUUAUUAAAAUGUCCAAACGUCGUAUUGAAGUAAUUGAUCCGUUUAUCAAAAAGAAAAGGGAAGAGAAGGCUGCGGCUGCUGCGAAAUCUGGAAUCACCGGUGAACCUUCAGAAGCAACUACCAACACGACUACCACCAUGGCUACCAAUACACCUGGACUAAAUAAAUAUACUGGUCUUCCGCAUUCACAACGUUACCAUGAGCUAUUACGAAAACGUUUAGGACUCCCAGUCUGGGAAUACAAAAAUGAUUUCAUGAGAUUACUCAACACUCACCAAUGUAUAGUGCUCGUAGGAGAAACAGGCUCAGGGAAGACUACCCAGAUCCCCCAGUGGUCUGUAGAGUUUGCUGCAGUAAGUGGCCUAGGCAAGGCUAAAGGAGUGGCCUGUACUCAACCAAGACGAGUCGCUGCUAUGUCUGUUGCUCAGAGGGUAGCCGAAGAAAUGGAUGUGGCUUUGGGUCAGGAAGUUGGUUACAGCAUUCGGUUUGAAGACUGUUCAGGGCCACAAACACUUCUAAAAUACAUGACAGACGGUAUGUUGCUAAGAGAGGCUAUGUCUGACCCAAUGCUAGAACAAUAUAGAGUUAUACUCCUCGAUGAAGCCCACGAAAGGACACUUGCAACAGAUAUCCUGAUGGGUGUUCUCAAAGAAGUCAUAAAACAGAGGUCCGAUUUGAAACUUGUUAUUAUGUCAGCCACGUUAGAUGCUGGAAAGUUCCAGCAUUAUUUUGACAAUGCUCCAUUAAUGAACAUUCCUGGUCGGACUCAUCCGGUAGAAAUAUUUUACACUCCACAACCUGAACGAGAUUACCUAGAAGCUGCGAUAAGGACUGUAAUACAAAUCCAUAUGUGUGAAGAGAUCUCUGGUGAUAUACUACUAUUUUUAACUGGACAAGAGGAGAUUGAGGAUGCUUGUAAGAGAAUUAAAAGAGAAAUAGACAAUCUGGGAACUGAUGCAGGAGAGCUAAAGUGCAUACCGCUAUAUUCAACAUUGCCGCCAAAUUUACAGCAACGGAUCUUUGAGCCGGCACCUCCAAAUCGACCAAACGGAGCCAUCGGCAGGAAGGUGGUAGUGUCCACAAACAUCGCUGAAACAUCUCUGACUAUUGAUGGUGUUGUUUUUGUCAUUGACCCAGGUUUUGCGAAACAAAAAGUUUAUAAUCCCCGUAUAAGGGUGGAGUCGUUAUUGGUUUCUCCGAUAAGUAAAGCAUCAGCCCAACAGAGAGCGGGGAGGGCCGGCAGAACUAGACCGGGGAAGUGCUUCCGGUUAUAUACCGAGAAAGCAUACAAGGAUGAAAUGCAGGACAAUACUUAUCCUGAGAUUUUGAGAUCAAACUUAGGAUCUGUAGUUUUGCAGUUGAAGAAGUUGGGCAUCGAUGACCUGGUGCAUUUCGAUUUCAUGGAUCCACCGGCUCCGGAGACACUCAUGCGGGCGCUCGAGCUGCUCAACUAUCUGGCUGCGCUGGAUGAUGACGGUAACCUCACUGACCUGGGUGCUGUGAUGGCGGAGUUCCCCCUCGACCCACAGCUGGCCAAGAUGCUGAUAGCCAGCUGCAAUCACAACUGUUCCAACGAGAUCCUCUCCAUCACUGCCAUGCUGUCAGUGCCGCAGUGCUUCGUGAGACCAAACGAGGCGCGGAAGGCUGCGGACGAGGCUAAAAUGCGUUUUGCCCACAUCGACGGUGACCAUCUUACGCUACUGAACGUAUACCACGCCUUCAAACAGAACAUGGAGGAUCCCCACUGGUGCUAUGAUAACUUCAUCAAUUACAGAUCGCUAAAGUCGGGCGACAACGUCAGACAGCAACUUAGCAGGAUUAUGGACAGGUUUAAUUUGAAAAGAACAAGCACAGAAUUCACAAGCAAAGAUUAUUACAUCAACAUACGGAAGGCACUUGUAAAUGGAUUUUUCAUGCAGGUGGCGCACCUCGAGAGGACGGGCAGCUACCUGACGGUGAAGGACAACCAGGUGGUACAGCUGCACCCCUCCACGUGCCUGGACCACAAGCCCGACUGGGUCAUAUACAACGAGUUCGUGCUCACCACCAAGAACUACAUUAGGACUGUCACUGAUAUCAAGCCGGAAUGGCUGCUGAAGAUCGCUCCCCAGUACUACGAGCUGGGCAACUUCCCGCAGUGCGAGGCGCGGAGACAGCUGGAGCUGCUGCAGGCCAGGCUCGACUCCAAACACUACCAGGAGGGCUUCUAGAAUAAAGUACACAUCAUAGUAUCCGUU